AUGAGUUCAUCCCUUGAAGCGAAGAUUGUUGUAUUGGGCGCGCAGGGGGUGGGCAAGACAGCGCUUGUAGAACGCUUUCUCCGCAACACCUUCAACCCCGCAACUGCCUCAACCAUCGGCGCGUCCUUCGUCACCAAGCGCGUCCUCGACUCCACCUCAGACACUGUCGUCAGACUCCAAAUAUGGGACACGGCGGGCCAGGAGCGAUUCCGCAGCAUCUCCAGGUUGUACUACCGCUCCGCCAGCGCGUGUCUCUUGUGCUAUGAUAUCACCGAUGAAUCCAGCUUCCAAGAAAUGGCCGGUUGGCUCCGCGAACUCCGCAAAAACACCACCAACGAAGACGGCACAGACUCCCUCGUCAUUCACGUCGUAGGCACCAAGUCCGAUCUCGUCGCCGAAGAUCCCUCCCGUCGCCGCGUCCCCUUCGAGCGCACCAUCGCAUACGUUGCAGAACAGCUAUACCCAACCCAAGCAUCGACCCCACCUCCUACCGCGACAGCUACAGGCGCGCUGGGUUUCGGCUCGGGCGUCUUUGGCGGGAGUGGUGGGAGUGCGUCGAACGCCAGUGCCAGUGCGGCUGCGCUGCAGAGUCCCGAUUCAAAGCGCAGCUCUGCAUUCUGGGGGCAGGAGAUCGGGUGGGAUUGCUGUCAUGAGAUCAGUGCGCGGGACGGCGAGGGCAUCGAUGAGGUUUUCCGCGUGAUUACGCGAAAGCUUGUUGAGCAGCGUAAUCGGAGGGAUACUGAACUUACAUUCUCGGUUGCGGGGACGCCGAGUGUGAAUGGGACGAUUGGUCCGUUUAGUCCUGGGUUUGUGGAGGGGACGGGGAGCUUUCGGCUUGGGCAUGGGGAUAAGAGGAGGAGUUGGUUGGGGCUUGCGACUCCUAGUGUUGGCAAUGCGGAGGAGGUUGAGGUUAUGCACACGGCAAAGAAUAAGGGGCGUUGUUGUUGA
This is a messenger RNA of Penicillium brevicompactum, 948 nucleotides long. RefSeq names its product Rab family GTPase. Gene Ontology annotation, molecular function: GTP binding; GTPase activity. Gene Ontology annotation, cellular component: endomembrane system. Gene Ontology annotation, biological process: intracellular protein transport. NCBI's taxonomy places the organism in Eukaryota, Fungi, Ascomycota, Eurotiomycetes, Eurotiales, Aspergillaceae. The record is from RefSeq and is a predicted model, not a curated record. Bases 1 to 948 code for a protein of 315 amino acids. The transcript is spliced from 3 exons.